This is a messenger RNA of Exophiala bonariae, 1014 nucleotides long. RefSeq lists its product as uncharacterized. The record is from RefSeq and is a predicted model, not a curated record. The transcript is spliced from 2 exons. Gene Ontology annotation, molecular function: oxidoreductase activity. The coding region runs from base 1 to 1014 and encodes 337 amino acids. NCBI's taxonomy places the organism in Eukaryota, Fungi, Ascomycota, Eurotiomycetes, Chaetothyriales, Herpotrichiellaceae.
AUGGAACAGCUUUUGAAUGAAUUGAAAUUCAAUUUUUCUACUAGGAACUUUGAGAAAACUGAUUUAUCUUCAUUGAGUCAAGCAGGGCUUGGUCGAUUCAUAGCACGGGCACUGGCGCUUAAUGGUGCUGCAAAGGUGUUCAUCCUCGGCCGCACUCAGUCGUCGCUGGACGAUUGCGAGGCCUCGGUGUCGACGAAGAAUAUCAUCCCCGUCCGAUGUGACAUCACAUCCUUGGAAUAUGUAUCGGCGGCAGUCUCGCGAAUCUCGAACGAGGCAGGACAAAAGAUCAACUUACUCGUAUGCAAUGCCGCGAUCGAGGGGCCGACGACUCAGGUCUUACCCCAGACAGGGGCCAGCAUUGCCGAGUUUGCCAAAUCACUGGUGGCGGUCAGCCUCGUCAACCAGGCCGAGUGUUUUAGGACCAAUGUCGCUGCAAUAUGGAGUUUAAUCGCUAGCUUCCUCGAGAUGCUUGACGCAGGGAACAAAGCCCAGGAUGUGGGCUGGAGUAGCCAGGUUAUCAACCUCGCCAGUGUGGCCGGGUUCAUGCGGGUCUCGCCUGGAGCCUUCACCUAUGCGCAGAGCAAGGCCGCCGUGACGCACAUGACGAAGCAAUUGGCUUCGACACUGGUGCCAUAUAAUAUCAGGGCUAACGCGAUCGCCCCUGGAAGUAAGUCACCACUCACUCGCUCCAUCGCCAUCCUGGUUGAUUUCAUAUCCCGUCCAACGUUAAAUAAUAUGUUAGUGUGUCCAGAGGAAAUGACAAACCACUGGGUUGAGAAGAAAAUUAUUUUGCCAGAGGAGUAUCCCGGUGGAAGGUUUGGUGAUGAGCUGGAUAUGGCUGGGGCGAUCCUCUUCCUCGCUAGCCGCGCUGGAGGAUACAUAAACGGAGAAAUCCUACUUGCGGACGGCGGAAAAUUAGGAACUGUUCCCUGCGUCGUAUCAGACUCGUUGGACAACAGAGAUCUGAAAGUGAAGAGUUUAGAGAUCCAAAAUUGUAUGCACCUCACCAACUAA